Molecule: messenger RNA, 828 nt
Organism: Rhodotorula graminis WP1
Lineage: Eukaryota; Fungi; Basidiomycota; Microbotryomycetes; Sporidiobolales; Sporidiobolaceae
Exons: 4
Coding region: 1-828 (275 amino acids)
Cellular component (GO): plasma membrane; growing cell tip; cell division site
Source: RefSeq, a predicted model, not a curated record
AUGGCACCCAACAUCAUCCACUGGUUCGGCGCCUUCAUGCUGUUCGCCAGCAUGGCGCUCCUCGUCGUCGUCUCGGUCUCGGCACCCAUCUGGGACACGGUCGGCUACCUCAAGGGCAACGUCAACGGCGUGAGCACGACCUGGGGCAACUGGGGCUUGUGCACGGCCAACGGCUGCUCGUCGGCGACGCUCGGCUACUCGAGGAACUUUAUCCGCACCGCGACGGGCAGCCAGGUCGCCGGCGACCGCAUCAUGCAGGUCCUCUCCAAGACGCUCAUCCUCGCGCCCAUCGCCGCCGGCCUCACCUUCAUCGCCCUCCUGUUCGCCCUGAGCACCCACCUCGUCAUGGGCAUCCUCGCGUCGAUCGCGUCCCUCAUCGCCCUCCUCGCGACCCUCGUCUUCCUCGGCCUCGCACUCGGCUUCUUCAUCACGGCGCGCAACCGCAUCAACGACAACGUCCCCAACUCGAACCUCGGCCUGUCGAGCAUGAUCUGGCUCGUCGUCGCCGCCGCCGGCGCGCAGCUCAUCGCCGCCCUCACCGUGUGCUUCACGCGCUCGCGCCGCUCGCGCAAGGCCCGCGACCAGGAGUUCUCGACUGUCCCGGCCAUGCGCUCGACGCACCAGCAGGAGCCGGUCGUCACCGACUACUACGCAUCGUCGGGCGCGCCGACCGACGUUGGCUCGACCGGCCCGCUCGUCCAGGACAACACGUACAGCACGAGCAACCAGUACGCCGCUCCGGUCGGCGCCUACAACGAGACGUCGGCCGUCGAGCCCAUGGGCACGACCACGUCGGGCGCCAACGGCCACUGGUGGAAGCGCGCCUAA